AAACAAAAAAUUUGACGUAUAACACGAGCAACAUUUUUGUUAUGCAAAUUUUCUCAUUAGGUUAGUAGAAAUAAGAACGAAACCUACGAACAACCCAAUUCAAAUAUGAUAUAAUAUUUGUAAUACUUAUGUAUGUAUGUAUGUGUAAUAGUAUAAGAAAAAUUUUUGGUGUCGGCUAGUCGACUUUUGAGUACCCUUGCAGAAUCUGCAAAAAAUAGUAAAAAUCAUUUGUAUACAAAACUCUUGUGAAAUUCAUUAAGUUUUUCUUAAAUACAUAUGAUAAAUUAUUUUCAUUUAGAUGGUACUCGAAAUGCCACAUAUAAUAUUAAUGUUCUGGGAUUUUGCAGUAUUUUUUGGUGCGUUUUUUCAUUACAUGACCGUUAGGCGCGCAAAAAUACCGCUAAGUAAAAAUGCUGGUAUUAAAUGACGUCAAGCGUGUCUCAAUUGGUGGUUGUUAAGCGAGGUGUAGUAGAUAGUAAGGAGUAGCUGGGAAAAAAAGUUGGCAACAUGAAGUGCAAAUAUACAAUGGAAGCGAGCACAAAAACAAAGUAUAAUGGUAACUGAACCAUUUUGAUCUGCGUCAAUCGCCCAUUCGGUUUAGUAUCGUGGCGGUCUUGUCCGCAUUCAUAUCGAGAUGACCCUGAUUCCACGUGUGUAUUCCACCCGUCACUUGCGUGUCGCGUUGUACACGCUGUGUGCGAUCUUGACCAUCAUAAUUUUAAUCAUAACAUGCCACAAAUGGCAGUUGGAUGGAGAGCCCAAUUUGCAGUGCUUCAUGGACGUCGAGCCAACAAAUCUCCCGAUAGUAGCCGAAAACGAAGUGGAAAGUAAUCUACCGAAGCCCUUGGGCGAUGUGCUACUCACACAACCGCAACCCACACCAGGGCGCAGCAUCUUCUUUCUGGAGACUAACUGCAUAUCAAGCACGAAACGUCAUCCACUUGAGCUGAAAGCACGUCAGGCCUGCGCCAUUGAGUCGGCGGCCAAACACAAUCCCAACUUUCAGGUGUUUGUGCUCUUCGCCAGUCCCAGAUAUCAACAGAAGGAGGGCGAACAGCCGCUGAUUGAUGCCAUAUUGAGCUAUCCCAAUGUGCAGCUGCGACAGUUGAAUCUAAUGCGAUUCGCUGUCGGCACACCCAUUGAGGAUUGGCUGAAGGAUGGUAAACUCUUCAGAUCGGACUAUCCCAUCGUGCACAUUUCGGAUCUGUUGCGGUUGCUCACGCUAUAUCGCUUUGGUGGCAUCUAUUUGGAUUUGGAUGUGGUGCUGCUGCGUAGCCUGGAGCAAGUGCCUCUGAACUUUGCGGGCGCCGAGUCGGAUACACAUGUCGCGAAUGGUGUGUUAAGCUUAGCACCCACUGACUUUGGUCAUCAGCUUGCCGCAUCGUGUCUGCGUGAGUUUCAGCAGCAUUUCAAUGGCGCUGAUUGGGGCAACAAUGGUCCGGGAGUCGUGACACGAAUGGCCAAGAGGAUUUGUAAAACGCAGAGCAUUGAGGUGAUGCAAACGGAUCCAAAACGGUGCAUGGGCUUUAAGGUCUUUAAGCGCUCCACAUUCUACGAGGUGGGUUGGGUGGAAUGGCGACACUUUUUUGAGCCACAAUACAUGGAGCAAACGCUACAGCGAACGAAGGAUUCACUAUUAAUACAUGUAUGGAACAAACACUCCCAUCAAAUGCCAAUCAAAGUCGGUUCGGAAACCGCCUAUGGCAAGUAUGCGGAACAAAAUUGUCCCAAAGUGUAUGCAGCCGCUGGGGAAUACUUCUAAAG
Drosophila nasuta is the source of this 1764-nucleotide messenger RNA. Its product is annotated as lactosylceramide 4-alpha-galactosyltransferase-like. Gene Ontology annotation, molecular function: alpha-1,4-N-acetylgalactosaminyltransferase activity. The record is from RefSeq and is a predicted model, not a curated record. The coding region runs from base 635 to 1762 and encodes 375 amino acids. Lineage: Eukaryota; Metazoa; Arthropoda; Insecta; Diptera; Drosophilidae. The transcript has 3 exons. Gene Ontology annotation, biological process: glycosphingolipid biosynthetic process.